CACAGCCAUGGUGAGCGAGUCCCCGGGGCCCGGCGCCGGCGUCCCCUGGCGGCGGAGCGACGAGGCGCUGCAGGUGAACGUGGGCGGCGUGCGGCGGCGGCUGAGCGCGCGCGCCCUGGCGCGCUUCCCGGGCACGCGGCUGGGCCGUUUGCAGGCGGCGGCGUCGGAGGAGCAGGCGCGGCGGCUGUGCGACGACUACGACGCGGCGGCGCGCGAGUUCUACUUCGACCGGCACCCGGGCUUCUUCCUGGGGCUGCUGCACUUCUACCGCACCGGGCACCUGCACGUGCUCGACGAGCUGUGCGUCUUCGCCUUCGGCCAGGAGGCCGAUUACUGGGGCCUGGGCGAGAGCGCGCUGGCCACGUGCUGUCGCGCCCGCUACCUGGAGCGGCGCGUGGCGCGGCCGCGCGCCUGGGACGAGGACAGCGACGCGCCGAGCAGCGUGGACCCGUGCCCGGAUGAGAUCUCCGACGUGCAGCGCGAGCUGGCCCGCUACGGCGCGGCGCGCUGCGGCCGCCUGCGCCGCCGCCUGUGGCUCACCAUGGAGAACCCGGGCUACUCGCUGCCCAGCAAGCUCUUCAGCUGCGUGUCCAUCGGCGUGGUGCUCGCCUCCAUCGCCGCCAUGUGCAUCCACAGCCUGCCCGAGUACCAGGCGCGCGAGGCGGCGGCCGCCGUGGCGGCGGUGGCCCCGGGCCCCGGCGGCGGCGGCGGCGUCGAGGAGGCGCGCGACGACCCGGUGCUGCGGCGCCUCGAGUAUUUCUGCAUCGCCUGGUUCAGCUUCGAGGUGUCGUCGCGCCUGCUGCUGGCGCCCAGCACGCGCAACUUCUUCUGCCACCCGCUCAACCUCAUCGACAUCGUGUCCGUGUUGCCCUUCUACCUGACGCUGCUGGCCGGCGCGGCGCUGGGCGGCUCGGGCGGCGCGGGAGGCGAGGACCUGGGCGACCUGGGCAAGGUGGUGCAGGUGUUCCGGCUCAUGCGCAUCUUCCGGGUGCUCAAGCUGGCGCGCCACUCCACGGGGCUGCGCUCGCUGGGCGCCACGCUCAAGCACAGCUAUCGGGAGGUGGGCAUCCUGCUGCUCUACCUGGCCGUGGGCGUGUCGGUAUUCUCCGGGGUGGCCUACACCGCCGAGAAGGAGGAGGACGUGGGCUUCGACACCAUCCCGGCCUGCUGGUGGUGGGGUACUGUGAGCAUGACCACGGUGGGCUAUGGGGACGUGGUGCCCGUGACAGUGGCGGGCAAGCUGGCCGCCUCGGGCUGCAUCCUCGGCGGCAUCCUGGUGGUGGCGCUGCCCAUCACCAUCAUCUUCAACAAGUUCUCCCACUUCUACCGGCGUCAGAAGGCGCUGGAGGCCGCCGUGCGCAACAGUGACCGGCAGGAGUUUGAGGACGUGCUGAGCCGGGCGGACGGUGUGUCCCAGGCGUCCCUGGAGACAUCAGGGGAGAGCUCGCAGGAGGGGCGGGCUUCAGACCUCGAGGGCCUCAGGCGGCCUCCUGACUCUCACCUGUAUUAGAACCAGGGCUCCCUGUCUCCCCGGACCCCGACAGCUAACUCUGAGCACA
Messenger RNA from Sorex fumeus (smoky shrew), 1559 nucleotides. RefSeq names its product potassium voltage-gated channel modifier subfamily S member 1 (gene KCNS1). The record is from RefSeq and is a predicted model, not a curated record. NCBI's taxonomy places the organism in Eukaryota, Metazoa, Chordata, Mammalia, Eulipotyphla, Soricidae. Bases 8 to 1510 code for a protein of 500 amino acids. Gene Ontology annotation, biological process: protein homooligomerization; regulation of delayed rectifier potassium channel activity; potassium ion transmembrane transport. Gene Ontology annotation, molecular function: protein binding; delayed rectifier potassium channel activity. Gene Ontology annotation, cellular component: voltage-gated potassium channel complex; membrane. The transcript has 2 exons.